This is a messenger RNA of Cicer arietinum (chickpea), 1671 nucleotides long. Its product is annotated as vicilin-like seed storage protein At2g28490. Lineage: Eukaryota; Viridiplantae; Streptophyta; Magnoliopsida; Fabales; Fabaceae. The record is from RefSeq and is a predicted model, not a curated record.
UAAUAACAUUCAAACAUCAAACACAAACACAGUUAUCAUUAUCACUAUGACAAAAAACAUAACCACCCUUUUGCUCUUGCUUCUUGUUGGAGUAACCAUAACAUUGUGUGAAGAUGAAGAAAGGGAAAAAGGUUCAUCAUCAUCAAACAAAUUGUUCUUGAUGCAAGACUCCAAGAGUGUGGUUAAAACUGAUGCAGGGGAAAUGCGGUUAUUUCAAAACAAAGAUACUGAGUUUUUGGAUAGGAACAUGCACAUUGGUUUAAUUAAUAUGGAACCAAGGUCCUUGUUCAUUCCUCAAUAUUUGGACUCCAAUUUUAUUAUAUUCGUCCGUAGAGGGGAUGCAAAGUUGGGAUUCAUAUAUGGUGAUGAACUAGAGGAGAGACGAUUGAAGACAGGGGACAUAUAUGUAAUUCCAGCAGGUUCUGUAUUCUAUUUGGUUAAUAUAGGUGAAGGUCAGAGACUUCAUCUCAUUUGCAGCAUUGAUCCUUCUACAAGCUUAGGAGAUACUUUUCAGCCUUUCUAUAUUGGUGGAGGAGAUAAUUCACAAUCAGUGCUUGCUGGAUUUGAGCCUGUUAUUCUUGAAACUGCAUUUAAUGAAUCAAGAGAAAAGCUAGAGAGAAUCUUCAGCAAGAAAGUAGAUGGGCCAAUUGUGUACAUUGAUGAUUCUCAUGCACCUAGUCUUUGGACCAAAUUCCUUCAACUAAAGAAGGAAGAAAAAGUACAACACCUUAACAAAAUGGUACAAGGCCAAGAAGAAAACAAUGAAGAGAAGAAGCAAACAAGUUGGUCAUGGAGGAAGCUAUUUCAAAGUGUAUUAGGAGAAGAGAAUAAAAAUAUAGAGAACAAAGACAGAGGUGAUUCCCCUGACUCAUACAACCUCUAUGACAGAAAACAUGACUUCAAAAAUGGUUAUGGUUGGAGCAGUGCAUUGGAUGGAGAUGAUUAUUCUCUUCUCAAAAUACCUGACAUUGGUGUUUUUCAUGUGAAUCUCACUGCGGGAUCCAUGAUGGUACCUCAUGUGAAUCCAAGGGCAACAGAAUAUGGAAUAGUAUUAAGAGGCAGUGGAAGAAUUCAGAUACUAUUUCCAAAUGGAAGCAAUGCAAUGGACACAGAAAUAAAAGUAGGUGACAUAUUCUAUGUACCAAGAUACUUUCCAUUCUGUCAAAUAGCAUCAAGAAAUGGAGCCUUAGAGUUCUUUGGGUUCACAACCUCAUCAAAAAAGAGCAAUCCACAGUUUCUAGUAGGUGCUGCAUCACUUCUAAAGACCAUAAUGGGACCUGAACUUGCAGCUGGAUUUGGAGUGAGAGAAGACAUUAUGAGAGAUGUUGUUGGUGCUCAACAUGAUGCUGUCAUAGUUUCUUCAACAUGGGCUGCACCUGGAACUGGAGGGGUAAGAGAGGAAGAUGCUUAUGUUCAAUCAAAGGGUAUUAUAGGGAUUUUCGAUGAUAUUCUUAUGGAUGAUUUUGAGUAGGUUUAUCAAUUGUGGUGAACACUUAAUAGACUUGUUUGGUUUUGUUUGUAAUUGGUAACUUUUUUUUUCUCUCUUUGGUUCAUAUGUGCUUUGUGUAGUUAGUUGUGAACAAAAUGUAAUUUUCUUCCUCAUGGAAUUGUGUUGCUAUAUAUAGUUUAAAAAUGUGUUGAUUGAUGAAAGAGAUUUACAAAUUGAGAUAA